GAACAGGUUGGUGUGUUAUCCAUCAGUUCUCUCAGUGUUGUUGUACACCCUGGAAAAAUGAUGAUGGCGGAGAUGAGGCGGCUGGUGUUCUCUGUCUUGGUCCUCCUGCUGCCAGCGUCCCUCGUCGUGGCGCAGGGCAACGCACUGAAUUUCAUGACGGGAGAAGACCGCCUGUUGUUCACGAGCAUCCGCGGGUCGCAGUCCCCCACCAUCCACAGUCGCAUUACACCGUCAAUUUCUCAGGCGACUGGGAGUUGCAACACUCCGGAGGGAGCGAAAGGCACAUGCAGUCUCGUGAGUCAGUGCCCAUCCUACAAGCCCCUGGUCGCUGACAUCUCCAAUCCGGACAUCUUGGCGUUCUUCAAGGAGCGGAUAUGCAGAUUCGAACCGACCUUCGUUCUUCUGUGUUGUCCUGACCAGGCAGGCCCCUCCACCCCUGCCCCCACAGGGUCUCAGGGACGCCCUAUAGUUAUCCCUAGCAACACGCAAGCUUCUUCGUCGUUGUUCCCAGUUCGAGUGCCAUUCCAAGGCGGACAGACCCCGAGUUCUCAAAGUCCCGGUUCGUCGCCGUCUCAGAGCCGACCGAACCGCCCCGGGCCGCCCAUUUUAGACACCCCACCUCCCCCGAGGCGUCCUGGACAGCCGGAUCUCAGUCUGCCUGGUCCAACCUCGCGGCCCCCUAGCAAUGGGGGCUUCGGUGGCCAGGGCGGGGCGAGUUUCCCUUCCUUGCAACCUCCUCGACCUCAGCGACCGAACUUUCCUUCUUUGCAACCUCCUCCAACUCAACCGAACUUCCCUUCCUCACAGCCUCAACCUGCUCAACCCCAGCAACCGACCUUUCCUUCCCAGCAACCCCCUCAACAGCCAAAUUUCCCUGCAUUGCAACCCCAGCAACCGACCUUUCCUUCCCAGCAACCCCCUCAACAGCCAAAUUUCCCUGAAUUGCAACCCCAGCAACCGACCGUCGCCCAGGACUCGGCUCCGGGGAAGGUCGACAUCCCUACAGAGGAGGAAUGUGGCUUCCUCUUCUCCAGCACGAGGAAUACGGUCGGGAGGGACGAGUCCAAGUGGAGGCCGUGGCUGGCGGCGCUCGGCCAGAAGAAGGGCAGCGCCUUCGAAACCACGUGCGGAGGCGCCCUCGUCACGCGCCGCCACGUGCUGAUCGCGGCCCACUGCAUGGCCUCGCCGCGCCUCCCCACGCCGACUCACGUGCGGCUGGGAAAUCCUCACUCGGCGGGAAACAGCGACGGGUCUCGGCCGGUGGAGCUGGCGAUAGCGCAGUUCGUGGACGCGGGCUACGACCUCAAGAAUCUGGCGAACGACAUCGGCGUCAUUACUCUCGAACGCGAGGCGCCGCUCAGCGACAUGAUCCGGCCCGUGUGUCUGCCGUUCAGGUUCAUGUUCGACGGAUUCCGGUACCAGGAAGUGGACGUCACCGGCUGGAGUCAGUCUGCCACGAGCCUUCGAAAAGCCGACGAACCAGCGCAGAUAGUGAUCUCCCGAGCCAGCGUGGUAGGCCUGGGAGUCUGCGAGAACACCUACCUGAAGGAGGUGGAGAGCCUGGCGCUGACCAACCAACAAAUGUGCGCUGUGGUGGGGGAGGAUCAGCCGUGUCUGAACGACAACGGCGCCCCCGUGACGUUCCUGGAUGACGUCACGACCAACAAGCACUUCCUGGUGGGUCUGACCUCCUUCGGCUACGGGUGCAAGCAGCCCUUCUCCCCGGGCGUGUACAUAAGGGUGGGCGCGUUCCUCGAGUGGAUUGAGAAGAAUAUAAAGUAAUUGGAUAAAGGAGGGAAUGGAGGGAAAUCGAAAGGAGAGAGAGAGAGAGAGAGGAGGGGGGAAAGGAAGGAGGAAAGCGAAGAAAGGGGAGAGGUGUAGUAGGAAGGGGGAAGGAGAAUCGAAAAGGGGGAGAAGGGUAUUACAGGAUGGUGGUGGGGGAAAGGAAGAAGGAAAAAAUCAAGGAAAGAAAGGGAAGAACGGAAGUUUAUAUAUAUAUAUAUAUAUAUAUAUAUAUAUAUAUAUAUAUAUAUAAACAAAAAACAAACACGGAAACGUACGAAUAAAGAAGGUACGAAACGCGGCCAGAAAAGGGAACGAGUAUUUAAUCGAGUAAUCCACUACGUAUUUGCGUCAGACGAGGAGCUGGUUAUACUCGAAACGUCAUUCAUCAUUCCUCUGUUAUCUUGGUUAUCUCUUGUUAUAUAAUAUUUAUAAACGUUAAACAGUUAUUUGGUACUCAUAGAAUAGGAAUAUAAAACAUAACAAGUAAUAAGAGAUAAACAAGUAACAUAUUUAUUGAUUUUUCCUUUUGUUUGUGUUAUUAAAGUAUAUAUGGCUGUCACAC
Molecule: messenger RNA, 2347 nt
Organism: Penaeus monodon (black tiger shrimp)
Lineage: Eukaryota; Metazoa; Arthropoda; Malacostraca; Decapoda; Penaeidae
Product: transmembrane protease serine 9-like
Exons: 10
Coding region: 58-1782 (574 amino acids)
Biological process (GO): proteolysis
Molecular function (GO): serine-type endopeptidase activity
Source: RefSeq, a predicted model, not a curated record